Molecule: messenger RNA, 1249 nt
Organism: Anneissia japonica
Lineage: Eukaryota; Metazoa; Echinodermata; Crinoidea; Comatulida; Comatulidae
Product: ZP domain-containing protein-like
Exons: 3
Source: RefSeq, a predicted model, not a curated record
UUUACUGUUAAGUGGAGAAGUAUGAAACGCUGUAAGCCAUAUUCAAACACGACUAAGCGCUGUAAUCUUUGUUUAUAUGAAAAGUAUUUAAUUAUAUGUCAUCCAGAACUAUGUUCACUCAAUAGCAAGAAUGAGUUAGUGUCAACUUGUCGUCAUAGAAAGAAAUAUUUAAUUAGCACCAGAUAUGCAACAGUGAACAAUAGGCCUCUAUAACAUAAUAAACGGUCCGAUUCCCUGAUUAGCCAUUUAAAUUAUAAUCCCUAGAUUGCACCAAUAAACAAUAGGCUUUGUAACAUAGUAAUUUAGUUCGACUUCCUGAUUAGCCAUUUAAGUUAUAAACCCUGUAAAUGAUGAAUUUACAUUUUUCCUGCCAACCUGCUCGUGACUCAGCGCAGUAGUUUUAUGACCCACUUUUUGGUUGCGACCCAUAGUCUGGGAAGCGUGGAUUUAAAAGUACAUUUUACACAUAAGAAGUAGAGUACCAUUUUCCAGACGACUGCGUUACUAGAAAAAUUCAGAGGUUAUGCUGUAUUUUAUAUGAAAUGGGCAUCUUUUCAGUCCACAGUGACUUCGACAACGUACCACAAUCAGAUCAUCGUAUCUAAAGACAGUACAUCUAUGAUUUACCGAGAAGAUGAUCUUCACAUUGACAUUCAGUGUCAGCUUGACAAUAGAGGGCGAUCUUCGGUUAAUUUCGAUCCAGUUGUACUGGAUUACUUCAAGCGAGAACAUGGGAAUUUUACGUUUACGAUGGAGCUUUACACUGAUGAUGACUACUCUACACCAUACCCAUAUUGGGAAUACCCUGUAGAAUUGAGUCUUGGUAGUACAGCGUACGUCGGUGCCAGUGUGCAAACUUUCAGUGACGAUAUGGUUCUUUUUGUCGAUUCUUGCAAGGCAACACCUAAUCCUGACUCGGAUGGUAAUCCACAGUAUCAAUUAAUUGAAAACAGCUGUGGUGUAGAUUCAACUGUUCAGUUUGACGGCCAGCAAACGUCCGGCGGUACAUCUCGUGUCUUAUUUUCAUUUAAAACCUUUGGUUUCAACGGUGGUUACUCUACGGUGUUUAUUCACUGUGAAUUGUCUAUUUGCAAUGGAAGUGACUGGAGAUACUCUAGAGACUGCCAACAACGUGAACGUCGCGACAUCUCUGCACCUAAUAAAUUGUCUGAUACCGUUCCGAUUGUUCUUGGACCUGUGGUACUAAAGAAAUCAGUGGACGACCCAAAAGUCGCUUUUGAAACCGAAG